AUGUCAAAUACAUUAACAACCGAAAGAAAUAUAACUAAUUCACCAACAGCAGCACAAUUGAAUGAAAAAGAGAGUGGUAAAAAAGAAGAAGAAUGGAUAGUUGGUGUUUUAACAACAAGUGAUAGAGUUAGUCAAGGUAUUGCAAUUGAUCAAUCAGGACCAGAGAUUGUUGCAAUCAUAAAGAAUCAAUUGAAACAAAUGAUGGGAGAGAGUUGUUCAAUCAAUGUUAUUACAGUUUAUAAAGUUGUACCAGACGAAAUUGAACAUAUUCAACAAAUGAUAACUCAAUGGACUCAUUUAAAAUAUAAAUUAAUUCUCACUACUGGUGGUACAGGAUUUACACCACGUGAUGUUACACCAGAAGCAAUUAAACCAUUAUUAAAUCGUAGAACUAAAGGUAUUGAAAUUGCAAUGUUAAAAACAAGUUUAGAUAUUACACCACAUGCAAUGUUAUCACGUCCAAUAGCAGGUAUUCGUGACCAAACUCUUAUCAUCACUCUACCUGGUAGUGUUAAAGCAAUUCGUGAAAAUUUAGGUGUUGUUUUACCUGCAAUUCCUCAUGCAAUUGGUUUAAUUAAUUCAAAACCAAAAUCAUCAUUACCAGAAUCUCAUAGAUCAAAAGAUUAUAUUAAAAAUUCACAAAUUGAUUCAAAUUUAAUUAUUAAUCAAAAUAAUCAAAAUAAUAAUAAUAAUAAUAAUAAUAAUAAUAAUAAUAAUAAUAAUAAUAAUAGUCAUAAUCAUCAUCAUCAUCAUCAUCAUUCAUGUGGUGGAUCAGGUAAAAGAGGCUCAAGUUAUAAUAUGACACCAGUUGAUGAAGCUAUUAAAAUAAUAUUAGAACAAUGUGAUAAUAUUAAUAAUGAAUUAGAAAAAGUUGAAAUUACAAAAUCAUUAGGUAGAAUUUUAGGUGAAGAUAUAUCAUCAGUUGAACCAUUUCCAAAUUUUAGAGCAUCAAUAAAGGAUGGUUAUGCAAUUAGAUCAAAAGAUGGUAUUGGUAAAUAUAGAUUAUUAGGUGAUUCAGUUGCUGGUAAUACUGGUGAAAAUUUAAUACCACCACAACCACAACAACCAACUAAUUCUAUUAAUGAUGAUGAUAAUGAAAAAUAUUGUGUACGUAUUACUACUGGUGCAAAGAUACCAGAUGGUUAUGAUUCAGUUGUAAUGAUUGAAGAAACAGAGAUGAUUGGUGAAAAUAUGGUUAGUAUUGAAGUAACAUGUAAACCUGGUCAAGACAUUAGAGAGAUUGGUAGUGAUAUAGCAUCUGGUACGAUUGUAUUGAAUAAAGGUGAUAAAAUUGGUUGUGCAGAGAUUGGUUUAUUGGCAACACUUGGUAUUCAAUGGGUUCAUUGUCCAAAGUUACCAAGUAUUUCAAUCAUUUCAACUGGUGAUGAAUUAACAGAUUAUCAAAGUAAGAGUGAUUCAAUGAAGAGUGGUAUCAUUAGAGAUAGUAAUUCACCAACUUUAGCAACUAUUCUUCAAGAGAUUUCAAAUCAUUUCGGUGAAUGUUGUUCAAGAGAUAAUAUUAACCUCGUUGGUAUUAUACCUGAUAAAUUGGAGAAUUUAAAAGACACUCUAUUAGAUUGCUCAAAGAAAUCUGAUAUCAUCAUUACAAGUGGUGGUGUUUCAAUGGGUCAUUUAGAUUUAGUUAAACCAUUAUUAGAAAAAAUUGGUACCGUUCAUUUUGGUAGAGUAAAUAUGAAACCUGGUAAACCUUUAACAUUUUCAACUAUAACCACCACUACUACCGAUAAUAAUAAUCAAGAGGAGGAGAAGAAGAAGAAAACAACUUUAGUAUUUUCAUUACCAGGUAAUCCAGUUAGUACAGUUGUAACAUUUUAUUUAUUCGUCGUACCUGCACUUCGUAAAUUAGGUGGAUUUGGAAUUAAAAAUAAUGGUUCACAAUUGAAUUUACCAUGUGUUGAAGUUAAACUAUUGGAUAGAAUUCAAUUGGAUCAUGAAAGACCAGAAUAUCAUCGUUGUACUAUAGAAUGGGAUUUCCAAGAGCAUUGUUUUGUCUCAAAAAGUACUGGUUCACAAGCAUCUUGUCGUUUACUAAGUUUAAAACAAGCAAAUGCUUUAUUAGUAUUACCUCAAAAACAUGGUCAUUUAGAAAAAGGUUCAAUGGUAAAAGCAAUUUUAAUUGGUCCAAUAAAUAAUUAA
This is a messenger RNA of Dictyostelium discoideum AX4, 2157 nucleotides long. RefSeq lists its product as hypothetical. Gene Ontology annotation, cellular component: cytoskeleton; plasma membrane; cytosol. Gene Ontology annotation, biological process: molybdopterin cofactor biosynthetic process; Mo-molybdopterin cofactor biosynthetic process. The transcript has a single exon. The record is from RefSeq and is a predicted model, not a curated record. Gene Ontology annotation, molecular function: molybdopterin adenylyltransferase activity; molybdopterin molybdotransferase activity. The coding region runs from base 1 to 2157 and encodes 718 amino acids. NCBI's taxonomy places the organism in Eukaryota, Evosea, Eumycetozoa, Dictyosteliales, Dictyosteliaceae.